CAACAUGGACCUCACACUUCUCUGCUUGAUCCUACCACUGGUGAUGGUAGCCAGAGGCCAGUAUGGUGACUACCGGUAUCAGUAUCAUGACUAUGGGGAUGAAGGCUGGGUGAAUUUGAACCGACAAGGGUUCAGUUUUCAAUGCCCACACGGGCAGGUAGUGGUGGCCGUGAGAAGCAUCUUCAGUAAAAAAGAAGGCUCCGAUAGGCAGUGGAACUACGCCUGCCUGCCCACCCCCCAGAGUCUUGGAGAGCCGACAGAAUGCUGGUGGGAGGAGAUCAACAGGGCUGGAAUGGAAUGGUAUCAGACAUGCUCCAGCAAUGGCCUUGUAGCUGGGUUCCAGAGCCGCUAUUUCGAAUCAGUCCUAGAUCGGGAAUGGCAGUUUUACUGUUGCCGCUACAGCAAGAGGUGCCCAUACUCGUGUUGGCUGACAACAGAAUACCCAGGCCACUAUGGUGAAGAGAUGGACAUGAUAUCCUACAAUUAUGAAUACUACAUACGGGGUGCGACAACCACUUUCUCAGCAGUGGAAAGGGAUCGUCAGUGGAAGUUCAUAAUGUGUCGGAUGACAGACUAUGACUGUGAAUUUGCAAAUGUUUAGAAUGUCACAUACCAAAGUUGGUGGGAGAGUCAGGAGACUGGGGAGAGGGCUAAAAGGCAUUGUUAUUCAUCAACAGAUCAGCAUGAGCUCCUACUGAAGGACCUGAUCUUCUAUCUUUCCCUCCAUGAGUUAUUGACUGCAGUCCAUUUGACCUUUCUGCCUACUACCAUCAUUCUAAUUAAACCCAUAGGUUUCAUUAAAUCUUCUUUCUCAUUGUUGAUGCUUUGGUUAGAAACCAUCUUAUGUCUGUCAGUGGCUUCUUGUAUUAUGUCAUGUAUGCAUUUCACCUGUUCAAUAUGCUAUAAGAGAAUCUAGUUUUGUGGAAGACAUGUCAUAGAUGUAUCAUUGUCAGCCAGAAAUAAAUAUUAAGAAGUAUAUCAUAAGCUGAAAGUAAGGGCAGAGGGAUCUAGGUGGAAGAAGAUGAAGUGUAUAUCCAAUUGUUGUCUAUUUGAAUCAAACAUUGUUUCCUCACUCUAUCCUAACCAGAAAUUUUUUCUUGCCAUGUAGCACCACAUAAGGGACAUUUGAAUUGUAUGAUAUGGUAGUGAUGGUGGUGGAAAGGAAAUCGAGGGAAGCUCAGAGCUUUGGCAAGAAGGAGAUUUUAAUUGGCUAAAACAAUUUCCUUUCUUUAGGGGAAAGUGAAGAGGGUGGCAUGUGGUAAUGAAAAUGGUGUAUAUUUAUGUUGGAAGGACAAAUGGAAGAGGACAGGAAAAAAAGAUACAGUAAAUCACGAUAAUGUGUAGGGAAGAGAAAUGCUUGACAACAGUGAUCAGUUAGGAAUUCUGGAGUGAUAAGCCAGGUAGUUCUCACUACCACCACUGCUUGAGGUCAUUCCAAUGAGGUUCUGAAUUAGGAAAGUGGAAGGAAAGGUGGAAAUAUUCAACAGGACAUGGAAGGGGACAUAACAAGGAGAGAUUCCUAAGGCAGCUACCCACUAAGGAGAUCCUUGGGAAACUUUUUCCUUGUCUGCAUGUUUGUGUUCCAGGCUGUGGUUGGGAAACACUGGCCUUGGGUACAGGAUCCUCUCCCUAUAGAUGGUAGGUUUCUUUGAUAAAAGAAAGGCAGUAGAUAUGGGAAACAUUCUACACUUCUUCCCUCCUCCACUCCAUGACACCUCCAGUCCCUAUCACUUGGCACAAUGAUAAAGACCAUAAAUAGAAUAAACAAACUAAAUAAAAAUUUUAAAUCCACUAUAUAUAUUUAUAACUAGUCAGCGUCUUUUUUUCUCUUCUUUUCUCAAGCUUUCCAAUUUUAUUUAAAUCAUUCUUUUGUCCAAUUUAAUACUUUCUUUUUAACAUCUUCCCUCCACUUUCUCCAAUGGCCUUUCCUCUUUUUUUUUGCCAGGGAGCCACUGCUCCCCCCACCCCUGUGCUGUUCGUCUCUCUUUGCUGUUCCCAAAGGUUCCAGAAGAAGGAUGGAUGCAAGGCAAAAACCAAAGAAAUCUACCAUCAUCCUGUGUGCCUUCUAUUAAGCCAUUGAGAGAGAGAAGCCUCAGAAAUCCAGUUCACAUGGAGAUUAAUGGUGGGCUUGAUUGAGCUUAUUUUUUUAGUCAGUAAGGAUAUAAGCUCCUUGAGUACAGGAACUUUCAUAUUUGUAUCCCUAUUACAUAAUAAUAAUAGCUAAAUUUUAUAUAGUGCCUAAAGGUUUGCAAAUUGCAUUAUAUGUUUAA
Messenger RNA from Gracilinanus agilis (Agile Gracile Mouse Opossum), 2270 nucleotides. RefSeq names its product dermatopontin (gene DPT). The record is from RefSeq and is a predicted model, not a curated record. Gene Ontology annotation, cellular component: extracellular matrix. Gene Ontology annotation, molecular function: extracellular matrix structural constituent. The coding region runs from base 5 to 601 and encodes 198 amino acids. Gene Ontology annotation, biological process: collagen fibril organization. Lineage: Eukaryota; Metazoa; Chordata; Mammalia; Didelphimorphia; Didelphidae. The transcript is spliced from 4 exons.